GCUCCUUUCAUCACUACUCCUCUGGAGACACUUGAUGGAUUAGUGGAAGAUGUUGCCACUUUUAUAUGUGCAGUUGAUUCAUAUCCGCCGCCAGAAAUAACAUGGACACGUAAUAACAUUCCUAUAAGGUUGUUUGACACACGCUACAGCAUUCGAGAAAAUGGACAACUCCUGACCAUUCUCAGUGUGGAGGAAGGCGACGAUGGUGUAUAUUGCUGUGUGGCUAAAAAUGGUGUGGGAGACCCUGCCGAAAGCUGUGGAGCUUUACAAGUGAAAAUGAAACCAAAAAUCACGCGUCCACCAAUGAAUGUAAAGCUUAUUGAAGGUGUGAAAGCUGUCCUUCCAUGCAAUACUUUGGGAAAUCCGAAGCCUUCUGUUUCUUGGUUAAAGGGAGAA
Staurois parvus is the source of this 396-nucleotide messenger RNA. NCBI's taxonomy places the organism in Eukaryota, Metazoa, Chordata, Amphibia, Anura, Ranidae. The record is from the annotation of a GenBank genome assembly.